GACCGUUCUCUGACAUACGGCGAAGACAAUAGGAUUGUCCAAAGGGGGAGGGGGGGGUUGAUCUCUAAUGCAUCAAGUAGUUUGAGUUAAGAUGUUUGCCUGAUAGUUCGGUUAGCCGCAGCGAUGGUUGAUACAUUCCAUCGAUCGAGGAUCCCAAGUCGCUGGUGUCUGAACUCCGUACUAAUAAAAUUCCUUCCUCCCGAGUCCGUGGUAACCCCAAUGCUUGUCUGUGGUUCUGUUGAGAGUAUCGAGUGUCUGCCGUGUUUCAAAGCUUUCCGUGUCACUCUUUUCUCAGGAUGAGCUUCACAGAUCUGCUGCGUCGAGGCGAUGGCUCGGUGGAUAGAUCGGUGCAACAGUGGAACACGGCGACACAGUCACUCUGUAUCGCUGCGAUGACGAUUUUCUUCGGUCUACGAGUAUACACUCGGUUGUUCAUUCUCAAUGGGUUUGGAAGAGAGGACUGGACAUGUCUAGGAGCAUGGAUACUGGGCGUUGGCUACUCUAUCAUCUCGCUCAUCAUGGGUAGCUAUGGAGGUGGUAUGCACAAGUCCGACGUGCCAGAGGAGAAUCUCAUUCCAUUCCAGAAGACCGUCUACGUGACAAUGGUCAUGUACGGCCCAGCCGCCUUUCUCACCAAGCUCUCCCUCCUCUGGAUCAUGACCCGCGUCUUCAAUCCAUACCGCAAAGCCGUCAUCUUUAUCUACGCCUUCCUGGGUAUCAUGUUGGCCUACUACAUCCCCGCCGUUAUUGUCAAGAUCCGCAUCUGCAAACCCAUCUCCACAUUCUGGAACCCUGACAACGGUGGCACCUGUCUGGACCAAACGGCUAUCAUCCUGGCCGAUGCUGUCGUCAGUGUGGUCAGCGAUCUGAUCGUGCUUAUUCUCCCCCUUCCGCUGACGCUCAGUCUGCAAAUGCCCACAAAUCGAAAGAUGCGAGUGAUGGGCAUGCUGGGUGCUGGAGGACUAGCGGUUGCUUGCAGUAUCAUCCGCCUUGCUUUGAUCGAAAUCAUCGGGCAAUCCCCAGAUGCGACUAUGUCCUUCCUGCGGAUCAGUAUGUUUGGUAACGCCGAAAUCGCAAUCGGAGUCAUCUGCGCUUGCCUUCCUGCCCUCUCCGCCCUCGUCACGAAAAUCCACCGUGAAUACUCCAGCAACAAGACCACAUACCCCUCGAACUACGAAAUGAGCAAGGGCUACGGCCAGAGUCGCACCGAUCGUAGCAAGCACGGCUUGACUACGCUGGCAGACGACGAGGACGUCCUGAUGUACAAUGCGCAGGGGAACCCGAAGAUCGAGACUUCGGUCAUGGGCGAUGCCGACAGACAGGGCUCACCUCAGAGUGAUCAGAUGGGAAUCAUGAAGACGGUCGAUAUGUCUACAUCAGUGACAACAGAUCGGCGAUAGGAAAAUAAGGAGAAGAAGAAAAAAGGUUCCCCUGUUCCGGGAUUGACGUUCCUUACCCAUUACCAUCUUUCGGCAAUUUCAUACCUGGUUUAUAUUCAGUCACUUGUAUAUAUAUCGUACCUGUACAAAAUUUAGUUCUCUUUGUUUCUAUAGUUCGGGGGUUUAAAAGAAUACGAACCGAGAAGAAUCGUUCAUCUCUUGUGCGA
This is a messenger RNA of Aspergillus glaucus CBS 516.65, 1606 nucleotides long. Its product is annotated as putative integral membrane protein. The transcript has 6 exons. Lineage: Eukaryota; Fungi; Ascomycota; Eurotiomycetes; Eurotiales; Aspergillaceae. The coding region runs from base 297 to 1400 and encodes 367 amino acids. The record is from RefSeq and is a predicted model, not a curated record.